GGGCGGGGAGCGGCGGGCUGCCGGGCAUGGCGUCCAUGGCGGCGGCGAUCGCGGCCUCGCGCUCGGUCGUCAUGAGCGGGAACCGGCCUCUGGACGACAGGGAGCGGAAGCGCUUCACCUACUUCUCGUCGCUGAGCCCCAUGGCCAGGAAGAUCAUGCAGGACAAGGAGAAGAUCCGGGAGAAGUACGGGCCCGAGUGGGCGCGGCUGCCGCCCGCGCAGCAGGACGAGAUCAUCGACCGGUGCCUGGUGGCGCCGAGCGUCUCGGCGCCCCGCGACCCCGGGGACCCCGAGGAGCUGGCGCGCUUCCCCGGCCUGCGCGGGCCCACGGGCCAGAAGGUGGUGCGCUUCGGGGACGAGGACAUAACUUGGCACGAUGAGCACUCUGCCCCUUUCUCCUGGGAAACGAGGAGUCAGAUGGAGUUCAGCGUCUCUUCCUUAUCCAUCCAAGAACCGAGCUGCAGCACUGCCACCGAGCCCAGGCCACCGUCCAGAGCUCCUCAGGGCUCGCAGGCCCUCCGACCCUCCCAGGGCAGCAAAUCCUCCAGCCUGGAUGCUCUGGGUCCUGCUGCCCGGAAGGAAGAGGAAGCGUCCUUCUGGAAGAUCAAUGCAGAGCGGUCCCGGGGGGAGGGCCCUGAGGCCGAGUUCCAGUCGCUGACCCCCAGCCAGAUCAAGUCUAUGGAGAAAGGGGAAAAGGUCUUGCCUGUCUGUUACCGGCAGGAGCCCGCCCCGAAGGCCAGGGAGGCCAAGGUGGAAAAGCCCAGCAGCCUCCGCCAGGAGCAGUGGGUCCCGCCCAGCAUCAGCGUGGAGCGAGAGAGACCCCAGCCCGCCCAGGCCUGCACCAGUCCGCUGAGUGAAGCCGCCGCCUCCGAGCCCGUGGGGAAGCCGCCCUCUCCCGAGGCCGUGGAGGACACGGAGGGUGCUCUGUUCUCGGAACCCGUGCCUGUACAGGUCAGCUCAAGUAAUGUCAUCUUGAAGACAGGAUUUGAUUUUCUGGACAAUUGGUAAAAUGUGCUAGACAAAACAAACCAAUAAUCCCAAAAUGUUUUCCAGAGUGGUGUGGCGAAGGAGAAGAAGAAGGGCAGCAUCCCCCUGUGUCUUUUGCUAGUUUCUGCACACGCUUUUCUUAACCGUUUGGAAACUGGUAAAUAUUGCCUUGUCCAGCUUUCCAGAUUUUUCCCUUUUUGGUAAGACCAGAUACCUGUGCUAUUUUCAACGAUCUGAUUAACAGAAGUUUUACAUUUGGAAUUUUUAAAAACUCUUAAGAAUUCAGUAAACCUUGUAAAUAAAAGUUCUGUUCUAGCUCCACCCAAUUUUCCCCCUCCUCAGAGAAAGAUUUUUCUCAACCCUGUCACAAAAAUCAUAAAGUGAUUUCCAUCUCCUCUCCUGUAUCCCCUCCCUUUUAGAAAUGCACGGGGCUCCUUUCCGUGGGUGGCUGUCCUCAGCAAUAAUGGUGCCGGGUGCUGGCUGUGCCCGUGGGGAGACCUGCCCCACGUGGCAGGAGCCCUCAACCCCACGCUCCAGCUGUCCAGGCUUCCCUUGCUGAAGCCACACUUCUGCAUCAUGUGCCACCCUUUAUUCUCACGUCAUUUCCAGGAAACAGAUUGUUGGCACGUGAUGGAGGUCGUCUUUAAGCUGCCGUGGUACUUAUUCAAACUAUUCAUCAUUGUUUAUUAACGAGUUGCAUGUUUAAAAGUUUUGUAUUAACUUUACAUUAUUUUGUACCUAGAUGUAGCAGUUGUAGGGCUACCACUUUUCUUGGGUUUGUACCAGCUGUUUCCCUUUGGAAGUUCUUUGCUACUUCUGGGGCCUGUUGGGUGUUUCCUGUCCUGGGCACCUGCGGACGUUGCUGGCAGACCAGGCUCUUCUGAUUAGUUGCGUUAGAACCUUCCAGCGUGAAGCUGGCAGGGGCGCUGGAUGUCCUUCAUCCCAAGGACUGGUCAGGCCGCGUCACGGUGGACCCUCCCUGGAGCCUGACCACCAGCGGAAGCGGAGUCAAGUUUCUGCAUGGCCUGAGCGGCGCCCCCUGGAGACCUUCGUGGUCAUGGCAACAGCAUCUCCUGGAGGUGGACUCAGCUGCCCGCUUGACCUGUGCUCCCUGCUGCUGGGGAGGGGCGUUAGGGCAGCUCCGAGGCUGCGCAGGAGGACGG
Kogia breviceps (pygmy sperm whale) is the source of this 2149-nucleotide messenger RNA. The record is from RefSeq and is a predicted model, not a curated record. Lineage: Eukaryota; Metazoa; Chordata; Mammalia; Artiodactyla; Physeteridae.